Aspergillus bombycis is the source of this 777-nucleotide messenger RNA. Its product is annotated as SDR family NAD(P)-dependent oxidoreductase. The transcript is spliced from 2 exons. Gene Ontology annotation, molecular function: oxidoreductase activity. NCBI's taxonomy places the organism in Eukaryota, Fungi, Ascomycota, Eurotiomycetes, Eurotiales, Aspergillaceae. The coding region runs from base 1 to 777 and encodes 258 amino acids. The record is from RefSeq and is a predicted model, not a curated record.
AUGGUCACAACCAGGCCCCAAACAUUAGUCGGCAAAGUCGCUAUUGUGACAGGCGCAACGAGAGGAAUCGGCGCCGGACUGGCUGAAGAAUUGGCCUGCCGAGGAGCUAAAGUUUUGAUAACAUAUUCAUCAUCCAGCAGCGGACCCAUCGCGGACCAAUUAAUCGAGCACAUCAAAGGCUUCACCAACGGUGCAAGUGCAGCCAAAGUCCGCGCCGACCUCCGCGAACAACCCGCCGGACAGACGAUUGUCGAAGCGUCGACCCAAGCGUUCGGUCCCCACAUCGAUAUCUUGGUUAACAACGCCGGUGUGGAACUAGUGAAGUCCAUUUCGGAUCUCACGGUGGAAGAUUACAACCUCGUCUACGACCUGAACGUCCGCGGCGCCAUCUUUUUAACACAGGCUGCUCUCCCGCAUCUGCGUGCGCCCGGCCGGAUCAUCAAUAUGAGUUCGAUCGGUGCACGGGCGGGAUUCGCCAAUCUGUCGAUAUAUUGCUCGUCCAAGGCCGCCUUGGAGGGCUUGACGCGGUGUUGGGCUGCGGAGUUGGGCGAUGCCGGGCAUACGGUGAAUGCUGUUAAUCCGGGGCCGGUGCAGACGGCUAUGCUGGAGAAUAUUCCGAAGGAGUUGGUGGAAAUGCAGAAGUCUGUAACGCCGGUGGAGCGUCGGGUUGGGACGAUUGACGAUGUUGCGCAGGUUGUGGCGUGGCUUGCUUCCGAGGAGAGUCGAUGGGUUUCGGGGCAGGCGAUUGCCGCUUCUGGGGGGUACGCGAUGUAUUGA